AACAAUGGGGUUCUGGGUACUAAUUCUGUCUUCUUUAACCACAUUAUUAUUUCUUUCUCUGUUUUUUUUUUCCCUUCUCAGUUCCUUCCAUGGCGGGUUUUCUUAUUUUUUUGCUAUUUCCGUUUCUUCUUCCUGUUGAUGAUGCCGACAGGCUAAGUUCGUGCUUCUCCUGCGGAGGGUUUAUCCAAUGCGAACCGACCCAGUACAGCUGAGGCAGUUCUUCAGUGAAGAAAUACGGCAGCUAACGGCGAUCGAGCUACAAAGAAUCUGGAUGAGGCAUCAAACAGCGCCUCCACAAACCCGCAGUAAUGAUCAAGAAAUGGCGUCGGCGGAAACACCUUCCAACCCGCUUCCGUUUAUGCCUACGUCACAAAGUACUGUACCGCCGUCGUCCUACUUCACCGGCGAAACCAGUGCCGCCGGGAGCACAAGAGCAGCAGCAAAGGAAACGGACGAGGCGGGCGCUGGGAAGAGCAAGGAAGCUUGAAAUGCAGACAGACAGAAAGAUUCAUACCCAUCAGUCCACUGGAUCGAUCUACUACCUGAAGAAACAGAGGCUUGCUCU
This is a messenger RNA of Linum trigynum, 565 nucleotides long. The record is from the annotation of a GenBank genome assembly. NCBI's taxonomy places the organism in Eukaryota, Viridiplantae, Streptophyta, Magnoliopsida, Malpighiales, Linaceae.